This is a messenger RNA of Lytechinus pictus (painted urchin), 5169 nucleotides long. RefSeq lists its product as uncharacterized. Lineage: Eukaryota; Metazoa; Echinodermata; Echinoidea; Temnopleuroida; Toxopneustidae. Bases 117 to 587 code for a protein of 156 amino acids. The transcript has 5 exons. The record is from RefSeq and is a predicted model, not a curated record.
UGCGGCAGUCAUGUGAUGACAACAUUACAGAGCCCUCGCUCUUGUCUCUUGAUACUUUUUGGUGGGUUUGUAAAUUAAAUAUAUUCUUAUUGAAGCCGAUAAUCAAAAUAAGCAAGAUGGACAGUGCAGCGUUAGGAUCACCGCCUCCAGUUUAUCAUGAAAUUUCACCAGUAAUGUUAUGGAUGCGGAGGAUAUUUUCAGCUGUCACGAUUAUCAUGGUGGCGCUUGCCAUGUUAUUCUGUUUGAUACAAGGGAAAGUAGACGGUACCUUUUAUCUUCUCUUUGUGAAUCUAGUCAUCAGCUGUGUAAUCAUAUCCUUUCUGCUUUGGUGGUACAGAACUGGAGAUUUGAGUGCGGAUAGAUUCUGGUUCAUCAUCCUCGUCGCGAGCGUCAUCAUCUUCCAGUGCAUCACGACCGACAUCUUCGUCUUCAACCACGAGAAGACCAUCGCCCCCGUCACCACCACCGCCCAGCCGACGCCCUACACGAUAGGCCCGCCCAACAUGACCACACACCACACCACUACCAAACCCUCCUUCCAGAAUAACAUGGAUGGUAUGUUUAUACAAGGAGCAGCUCCUCCCUAGGGGUAAUGAAUGCCCCCCUCCUCUUCCCUCCCCGGCCCCCUACUUCCACCACCAUAAAGCCUUGUUCAUGCUGUAAUACAGUGUGGGUCAGAAAAGAUGGUGCACUUUUUAAUUGAUUAUGAUUUUAAUAUCAUGGGUUUGAUUCAUUUUCUAUCAUGCAUUGAUAGAAUGAGCGAUCCUUUGUUGGUUUUGAAACUUUCCCUUUUUUUCAUUGUUGAAAUUUGAUAUAAUUGAAUUUCAUUUUUGCUAUCCAUAAUGCAGAUUGGGAGUCAUUUUUGCAUUGAAAAAUAAAUGAGGCAAUACAAAUAUUUUUCGUGCAAAUACAUGAUUGGUAACUUUUUUUUCAGCUGAUGGCCCUCAAAUAUGGUAUAAAAUAAAUUGGAAAUCUUUUUUUCUAACUGUGGUUCAAGAAUGGAUAUUUAUAAUUGUAACAUGUAUUGAAAUGUGUAGCUUUUAAUUUUUUCUUCUCAAGUGCCCAUGUACAGUGUAGAGGUUACUUCAAACCAGGCAAUUUUUUUUUAGAGGGCUACUAGUCCUUUCACAUCUUACUACCUAACUCUGCAACAUUGGAUAAGCUUUAACAUUGCAAUGAAUAAAGAUUUUCCUUUUGGAGUUUCCAGUGCUCUUAAGAGCAUUUCAGGGUAAUAUUACCUUGAGCCUGUGUAUUAUUUCCCUGCUUCAAAUUGAGAAAUGAUUGGUGCUUUAUGAAAAAUAUACCUUGUCAUUUAUGUUGCAAGUCUCCCCUACUAAUAUUAGGAGGUUGGCAUGAUAAUAAUAAUAAUAAUAUACAGUUCUUGUAUAGCGCAUAUCACAAUUAUGAAUAAUGUCUCUAUGCGCUUCCAAAGGACUUGGAUACUAUUACCCAGCUGUAGCUUGGCAGCCAUAAUUACUAUUAAGAUUACAGCGCACACGCAUUUCAAGGAAUAAAUUCCUGCCAGGUACCCAUUCACCUCACCUGGGUUGAGUGCAGCACAAUGUGGAUGAAUUUCUUGCCGAAGGAAAUUAUGCCAUGGCAUGGAUUCGAACCCACGACCCUCUGUUUCAAAGUCCAGAGACUAAUCCACUGGGCCACAAUGCUCCACAAACUGAAGCAAGAUCUCAAAAUUUUCUGAGUACAUGGGUAUUGCUAUGCAAGUAGUGCACAGGUGAGAGUACAGGUAUGUUAGUGAAGGAGUGCUUUUGAAGGUAUUUUCAAUACUAUAGAACUCCUAUUAUUUUUUUCUUUAAUUUUAUUGUGAAAAUAGCUUAUGCUUCCUUGAGGUUGUGUAUUUUAAAGUUGGCAAACAUGAAGCUUCCCCCCCCCCCUUGGUUAUUUGAGACUAGCAGGGUGGGGCAGUCUGGAAUGCUAGUUUCCUGACUUUUCUUAAAAUGUAUAAUUUUUUUUAAACAUGGUGCAUAACGUGGUCUUUAAUGUGUCCAUCGCACCCACUAAAGUAUCCAUGCGGAAAGAGUCAUAAAGAUGUAAUUUUGUUGAUGUGCAAUAUAUGUCAGAAAAAUGUUUGUGCAUUUAAUUGGCUUCAGCAAUUUCUUUUUAUUCAGUAAAUGAUUGGUUAUGAAAUCAUGGAGAUGUUUCACUAAGAGAUCAGUGUGACUUCUGGGCCCCGUCUUACAAAGAGUUACGAUUGAUUCAAUUAAUCUUGACUCUAUGGAAAUCCAUCAUUGUCAUAAUUUUUUCUACAGGAAAUUUACAAAAUGUCCUUUGUAAACAAAGGAGAACACACCAAAUUGUCAAGAAAUCAAUGAAUUUAUGGAUAUACAUUCAUAUCUAUUUUUUUUUACCAAACAUGCAUUUAAGAUGUUGACUUUGCUGGCUUUCCAUAGUUGCGAUUGAUCAGAUCAAUCGCAACUCUGUGUAAGAUGGGCCCCUGGGGUGUUACAAAAAAUAAUUAUUUGCAAUCAAUAUCAAAUUUCAGUUUGCAAGUUUACAAGUAACAGAGAGUUGUGAUUGAUCCGAUCAAUCACAAAUAUGGAAAGCCAGCAAAUUCAACAUAUAAAAUAAAUGUUUGUUAAAAAAAUUUCUAGGUAUGAAUGUAUAUCCAUAAUUUCUUGACAUUAUGGUGUGUUCUCAUUUGUUUACAAAGGACAUUUUGUAAAUUUCGUGUAGAAAAAAUUAUGCAUGGAUUUCCAUAGUUACGAUUGAUUUGUUAACUCUUUGUAAGACAGGGCCCAGUUUAACUAGAGCACAUCAAUUUAUACUCCUUGUUGUGAGAAGCAGGGUAGCCAAAAGUUUAAAUUUGCAAUUAAUUUCAAGACAUGUAAUUGAUUUUUGGACCCGAAAUAAUCUUACAAUUGAUUGCAAGUUGGUUACAAUGCCCCGUUUAAACACCAAACUCUGUAUAUAGCACAUAACAUCAUAGAUGACUACACAGUUGAGUGCUCCUAGCAUAAUCUGACCAACGCAGUGAUGAGUUAUACAUGUAUACCGCACGCAAUUGGGAAUUAAGUCAGAUUUUUAGCUCUACCUAAUUUGGUGUGAAACAUCCCCAGGUGCAAAAACAAGUCUGCAUGGUUCAAAGACAUAAGGCAGUUUCACACCCACCCAAUGAAAGUUCUAGUUUUCCAAUCGUAGAUUUCCUGAUUAUAGGAUACCAGGUAUUUCGCCAGAAAGAAAGCAUAAUAAUUUUAAUAUCAACAAAAGAUAAUGCCUGUAAAUUAACAGGUCUUUUUCAUGAGAAUUUGAAGAAGAAAAUAGGGAUUUCUGAAAGUUUAAGAUUUUUUUUCCAUUAUGGCCUUAUUCAUGCAUUCAUCUUGCAUAUCAAUUUUAUUUUCAAACAAUUUGGUGGAGGAACACUCUGAUUUAAACACUUUAGUUUAAAAGUUAUGCCAUCUCGAUUUAGGGAGAACCUUUUGUGGUAUGUUUGGUUUAGAUCGGUGUGAAUGUAAAAAUGAUUAUCAUAUAAUUUGAGGCCAGAACAAUUUCUCGUAGUUUGUGUGUAUGUUUGUGACUUUAUGGGUAUGGGAACGCCAGAAGUAAUCUUGCCAAAUUUGAAAUUACUUCAGGGAUUACAAUAUUAAAAAUUAUGAAAUUAAAAAGGGCUAUAAACCUAGUACAAAAGUACAUGAAUCAAACUUACAUAGUAAGCCAGCUAUUGCACAUUACUUCCUUCUAACAUGAUUUUCAAGUUGACUAUUGAGUUGACUAUGUGGUAAAGAUAUUUAUAUUAGAGUCAUCAGCUAUAUUUUGUAUUGUAACAUUCCAUCAUUAGAUUAAGUAUGUAGGUGUAUAUAUAUUAGAGAUUAUGUUGUACUAUUUUCCUGAUAUUUGUAUAUGAUAAUUAUGUUGAGAGAUAUAUGGAUAUCAAUAUGCAUAACAUAUUUUAAUAAGUCUGAAAAACAUAUCUAGAGGAAACUAACAUUUUUAUAUUAUUGUAAUUGUAACUAAUGAGCUGUUUCAAUAUUGUAUUCUAAUUUAUGCUUAUUCCUUCUCUUGCUAAACUCACACAAAAUACAUGUGUAGUUUUAGCCUAUACUGAUGUCUAAUUUUUUUUCCUCAGAAAAUGAUAAAGUUUCAUUUCCUUUUUCUUUUCAAUUUUUUUCUUGGAAAACUAUAGCUUGUAUGAUUUUAAUGUCUAUUGUCAGGUGUUUAUGUAUCAUUUUCGUAUGUUUUUUUUUCUUUUUGACUGCCAGAGGAAUGAAGAAGAUGGGGGCAGUAUUCAAAUUGGUUCAAGCUAGGACCUAGUUUAUACUAAACAAGAGUAAAAGCUUCUAAAGUUUAUGCUUCUAUGAAAUGCUAGCUUUUUUUUUCUGCAUUCAUGGCAAAGAUGGCUUACCAUAGACCACAUUAAAAACUUGGCUCAAUACUUAUUAGAUUUUUUUUUCACAAAGUUCAUCUGAUUGCAGUAAUAAAUAAUUAAGGUAUUUAGCUGGAGCUAUUCACAGUAGAUGUGGCGUAAAACCAGAAGUUAAAAAGGCACGUGUUAUAUUUAUGGAACCCAUAGGCCAUAGUACUAUAAAAUUGUAGAUUAUAUAAAUUGCAUAAGUCAUGUAUGUUUAAUCUCUAGAUUUUAUUUUUUUGUUAAAAAGAGUAAUAAUUAUUGUUUAUUAAUAUGAAUGUAAGUGUGAGCAUACUAUUAUUGUAGAUUAAAUAAGUUGCAGAAAUCAUAUAUGUUAAUAAUCUCUUUGAUAAGGUCUAGAUUUUGUUUUUUUAUUAAAAAAGUAAUAAUGAAUUUUUAUUAAUAUGACUGUAAGUUUGAGCAUACUUCCAAAUCGCAUUAAUGAUUGUAAUGGAAUAGAUUUAAAAAAUGAAUAAACAAAUUUAUGAAUAAACAUAUAAAUGUAUGAUUAUUUAAACAGUGAAUCAAUAAAUGAUUUGAUAAAAAAGACUUGCCCAAUCAAGUUAUCAAGUGAUUCUUAAAUGAGCAAGAAUUCUUUUGAGUAAUACAAGACCAAUUCAUUGAACUUUAAUUUUAUUGCCAAUAACAUUUUUGUUUUACCCUGAAAUAGUAUGAAAGUUUUAUGCACAUGAAUAAUGCACAUUUCUCUGUUAUAUUUUUGCAUUGAUCUUUUAUCACGGUUUUGUUGCUACCAUGUUUUUUUUAUGGAAUAAAACAAAAUCAGUACAUCAAAGUGUUUGUAUUUUCUA